AUGUCGCGUCGCUACUUGACCCCGGCGUCUGCAUCGCAGCGCACAGCGACGUCCUCGGGGGAUUCAUCAUGGGAGAGCUUCCAGAAGCUCUUCGCCUCAGCAGCAGACCCGCAGACACAAAGUAACCAUGCACGGCACUUGGCUCUCACGAAAAACAUCCUCUACGAGAACGAGCUCGGGUGGAAGGUGGCGGAGUUGCCGCUUGUGAGUGAAAUGCUCAAGUUGCUGGCCAACAAAGUGCUGGACGGAGUUCCACAGUUCGCCGAGCAACUUGUGCUGGCGGUCAUGAGAUGCUGCAAGCCUUUCAUUCGGCAAAAGUCGAACGAGGAGAUCACGAACCCCAGUUUACUCCACGAGAUCCUCCCUACACUCGGAGAGCUCCUGUCCUUUCACGACAUCGAGGUCCAAGUUGCGGCUGCUGAGGCGUUGCGGGUGUUUGCAACUGGAGCAUGUUUGCCGCGAGUUGCGCCGAAAACAAGGAACAAUAAUGCCGAAGGGAAAUCGGAUGACUUGCGAGUGACGCCUCGGAUCUUUAGCCAGAACCUCAUGGAGGAGACAGGGACAGUGGACGCGAUCGUGGCGGUCAUGCAUGAUCUGUUUCCUGACGAUGAAGAGCAAGAGAUGCAGCCAACAGAGAAUGAGCCGGACGCGGCAGAAGAACUUGAAAAUACAGAGGAGCAAGCUGCGACGCCAAAUCAAGAAGAGGAGGGGGAACUGGCAACGAAUGAGGCUGUACAAGUCGAAGGCACGGGUGUUGAAGUAACUCCACAAGAUAUUGACGUUCCGCAUCACGCGAAAAAGCCUGCAUCAGCUCCUCCGUACGGCCACAAACGUGAUGGAGAUGCCAGUCUUGAGCCGAACGAAGGUGUGAACGAGGAGAUCUCCAACGGUCAAGUAUCAGCUCGAUCUUCCAAGCCAGCCUCAGCCCCAAGCGCAGUUCACCGAGGGUCCAAUAGCAUGGGGAACGCUAGCAUGGAUUCCUCCACGGAGCUCUCUCAUGCCAAGGCCUCAGGACUCUCUCCGGGGCGUACGCAGCAGGAUAAAUCGUCCGGAACAGCUUCAGCUAUCACGGCCAGCAACCAGUAUUACGCUACGAACAGCGACGAAGACUUCGAGUUCAAGCAGAUGCUGUGGUUCUUGCUUGCGGAGAUCUCCUGCGACCAUCAAGCGGAUCUCAGCGAGCUGGUGCAGUUCAGAUUCAUGGAGGUGUGGCUCUCGUACGCGACUGCCAAUAACGGCGGUGUCAACCCGCAGCAAGAUCAGAAUGCGCCAUCACGCGCGUCGGCUCACAAGUAUUCCACUCCGCAACUGCAACUACUGCAAUGGACGGCGCUCAGUGUGCUCAACCACGUGGCGCCUUUCGUGGUCGAUCACUUCUACGAGAUCAAUGGCCACGUCAAGCUGCUGGAGUUUCUCCAGCUCAACAUCGGAAGUGAGGACGUACUAGCCUCCGCCUGGCUUUUGAUGCUCCAGAUUGCCCCACUACAACCGUUCUUCCAAGCUGAAUUGGGUAACCUCGGUGCUAUCGAGACUGCGAUGGACGUAUUCGAGGCUCCCCCAUCGCGUCACACGUUUGCAAUUCGUCGGAAUGCCAUCUUGUCGUGCGCCAGUAUGUGCCGCAACGAUGACGGAUCGAAUCGCAAGCGCUUCCGUCUUGCCAAUGGCGUCCAUGCACUCGUCCAGCACCUCGAAUUCGAUCCGUCUCACUCGGUCCUGGAGGAAAACAUCCUCGUCGGUAUCAUCGACGCUGUCCGUUCGUGUGUCAUUGGAGACCUGGAAAGUGAGACGGCCUUUAUCAACGAAGAUGGCGUACCGAAACUGCUUUCGAUCCUGGGCUCAGCACCUAAAGCGUUGAAGCACCAGACGCUUGCAGCACUAGCUGAAAUAUGCGUGAAUCCUGCAGCGAUCCCGUCCUACCAAAUGUGGCGCUGUGAUCAGCCUGGAGAGAACAACAAUGCCAGCGCGAACGAAGUGCUGCUCCGCAUCUACGCGGACGAAGAGGCUGCUGAGAAGCGCGCUAACCAGGAGGUUGACGAUAACAAGGCCAAUUCAUCUGCACAGUCGACUAACGGCCUGGUGGCAUCGACCAAUGUGCGGCACAGCGCCUUCCAGUCUGUCACGACCUGCACGAGCCCCUUCAUCGUCACGCCAGAGGCAUCACCGUCGCCUCCUACCAGACCUGAAUCACCAGCGUUCGCACGACUGAAAGACGCUCUGAAGGCUGGACAGGGACUGGCGUCGGAGAAGCAGGCGACGCGUUCCAUCCUGCAGUUGGAGAACCAUCAGCUCCAUCCAGAAGUGAACCUCAAGGCCAAAAUCUACUCCGUCCUUGCCAAUGUGUCGUUCGCCUGCGAGACUGAAAGCCUCACGCCGCAAGACCAGGUCAUGCUGGAGAUUGCCAAGGAGUACCCGACCUUCAAGCUCGGCGAGAUGUGGCAAAACGUCGAGCGCGCGCUGCAUGCUGAAGGUGUGCGCCCGAUCUACGCGGACGCGCUCUACAUCCGCCAGAACAUCGAGCACGCCUACAACAUCUCCGUGUGUACCAAGCUCGCCCAGCAAGAAGUGUUCACGCGCUCGCGGCAGCAAAACACCGAGCAGGAAGACGCCUUCUUCGAGCAGAUUCUGCGCCAGAAACACCAGGAAGCGCAAGCGGAAGAGUUCCACCGCGCCAACCGCCGUCAGAACUCCACGAUGCAACUUCACCUCGACGCCAAGAAGACGCGCCUAGAGUUCAUGCGCCGACAAGAUCCAGCCGCGUUCGCCGCCUACGAAAGUGAAGAGCGCUGUCUCAUCCGCGAGCCUCCUCCUGAAUACGUCGACGAACAGGAAGCGUACCGAGCGCUGCAGCAGAACGAGGCAGAGCUGCGCGGACGACUCAGCACCAUCACGCGACCUCGAAAGCACACAAUUUAG
Molecule: messenger RNA, 2913 nt
Organism: Phytophthora sojae
Lineage: Eukaryota; Oomycota; Peronosporomycetes; Peronosporales; Peronosporaceae
Exons: 5
Coding region: 1-2913 (970 amino acids)
Source: RefSeq, a predicted model, not a curated record